UUUUAACUUGAAGUCCACGAGGUUGGCUCCUUCGAUCACCUUGAUCAUAAUGAUUAUGGACUAGUACGAGCCGGUUCUGCUAUCUAGAACAGACCCCUGCCUGUGGCGCCACUGCUCGCGUGUUUGAAUUAACGAAAACCCAAAUUCGUCCGUGAGGGAUUCCACAGCAAGAUAAGAUAGCGGGGGGAGCCGGCGGAGGAAUUCAUCUUGUCCUAUAUCCACCACCUUGUACGCAAAGAAGUUAAUAGUAUGGCAUACGAGAGCAUCCCGCUUGAAGCCUUCCAUGAAACCUUCAAGUCCAAUACUGAGCUCUCCAGCGUCGCACUAGGAGGAAAAGUUGUGAAGGUCUCAGACGAGUUCUUCGCUGAGGCAUUUCACUUGCUUGAAGUCGAGCCAGCUCCCAGCCUCAAAGGGCAGUUUGGCCCUAAUGGCGCGCUGUAUAGCGGCUGGGAGACACGGAGACAUAAUCCUUCCUACGACUGGUGUGUCAUUAAACUUGGUACGUUGGGUACAAUCGUCGGGUUCGAUAUCGACACAACCCAUUUCAACGGUAAUGAAGCCCCUGAAGUGUCCGUAGAUGGUAUAAUUGAUUCAUCACUGGAUGAACAUGACGCGAACAAUGAAAAGUGGACGGAAAUAUUACCCCGUGUCCCACUCGGCCCGACUCAGCGGCAUCUUUUCAAGAUACCAGAAACCGGACGAGUGAAGUUUGUCAAGUUAAACAUGUAUCCGGACGGUGGUAUUGCGCGUUUCCGUGUCUACGGUAACGUCGCUCCCGUCCAGCCUGACAGCACUCAAGAAGUAUUCGACCUCGCUCAUGUCUUCGCUGGAGGUCGCGUGACAUAUAUGUCUGACCAACAUUUUGGUGUUGGCGCGAAUCUGAUUCUCCCAGGACGAGGUAAAGAUAUGGGCGAUGGUUGGGAGACUAAGCGAAGCCGGCAGAAAGGCCACAAGGAUUGGGUGAUUAUUAAAUUGGGCACACCGGGUCAUCUAGGAACGGUCGAAAUCGACACGGCACAUUUCAAGGGCAACUUCCCGGAGACCUGUGAACUCCAUGCUUUGUACAGCGAAGACGAGGUGCCAGAUAGCGACGCCGCCGAUUGGACACAGAUUUUGUCCCCAGUCAAGCUCGGACCGCAUCGGAGGCACUUCUUUGCACUGGAAGCAGAUGUUUGUAUUGCCUAUACGCACGUAAAGCUUACCAUAUAUCCUGAUGGUGGUAUCAAGCGCGUACGAGUCUAUGGUACGAAGGGACCUUGUCCCACUACACCAGACCUUGCGGUCAGACCCGGUGACACAGCAGAAAACGGUGCUGCUGUGCCACUUGAAUCGGCCCCUAUAGCAAUUAAACAAGUCAAAACCAUACCCGUUCUUCCUCUUACACCAGAAGCCUUUUCACCCUUUGGCCAAGUCGUUCAAGCAUAUAGUGAUCAUACCGCAGCUCCCCCAGGGAUUAAGAUCACGCCUGCGAAUCAGGGAUCUGCAACCAAAUUCCAUAAACUUUCACCUUUAGAAUCGUCGUAUCCAGCUGGUCUGGGGGCUAGCAGUGGGCUGUCUGUCUAUCGCUGCAAUCCGACCAAAGUUGUUAAUGGUGGUGUGGAGCUCAAGGUCGUCGAGCGUCAUCCAUACACGAACCAGGCCUUCAUUCCUAUGGGUGGGGGAGGUAUACAGGGUGACGAGGCGCUGAAGGAGCCAGGUAGUGCAUACCUUGUGGUGGUCGCUCACAAUGGAGCAGACGACAAACCCGACUUCAAUACUCUUCGUGCAUUCGUAGCGAGUGCAAGGCAAGGAAUCAUGUAUAACACUGCAAUUUGGCAUCAACCGAUGACGGUUUUGUACAAGCCAAUGGACUUUACUUGCGUGGAGACGCAAAUCGGGAACGGCGACAAGGCGGAUUGCGAAAUAUUGGAGUUGGAAGCUAGCGAAGUGGUUAUUUUGGCGCUUCCGCGUCACUAGGUUACCUUACCCUUCGGACGAUGUAUCGACAAAGCAUGAUAUCAGAUCGGAGUGAUGUGUAUUAUUUAGGCUCUAGUGUUGUUUGAGAUCAAGCCACGAUCCAGGCUUGUAAGUUCUAUGUAGGUCAGUGAUAUGUCUAUUAAUGUAAUAAAUCUACUUCUUUGCCUGUGGCAUCGUCUUGCGGUAGGCCUCUUCCAGUUCCUUCUGAACGUUGGGUAGUACAGGCAUGUGGUU
Suillus subalutaceus is the source of this 2190-nucleotide messenger RNA. Its product is annotated as galactose-binding domain-like protein. The transcript has 11 exons. NCBI's taxonomy places the organism in Eukaryota, Fungi, Basidiomycota, Agaricomycetes, Boletales, Suillaceae. Gene Ontology annotation, molecular function: ureidoglycolate hydrolase activity; allantoicase activity; ureidoglycolate lyase activity. Bases 250 to 1956 code for a protein of 568 amino acids. Gene Ontology annotation, biological process: allantoin catabolic process. The record is from RefSeq and is a predicted model, not a curated record.